Mangifera indica (mango) is the source of this 591-nucleotide messenger RNA. RefSeq names its product probable receptor-like protein kinase At5g61350. Bases 1 to 591 code for a protein of 196 amino acids. The transcript has a single exon. Lineage: Eukaryota; Viridiplantae; Streptophyta; Magnoliopsida; Sapindales; Anacardiaceae. Gene Ontology annotation, cellular component: plasma membrane; plasmodesma. Gene Ontology annotation, biological process: protein autophosphorylation. The record is from RefSeq and is a predicted model, not a curated record. Gene Ontology annotation, molecular function: transmembrane receptor protein tyrosine kinase activity.
AUGCGAAUCCUACUGGACCAGAGGUCAUUAAAAUGGGCAAUGAAGGAGGGAGCCUGCAUGGUUUGUUUGAUGCCGGUGGCUCCACUCUACCGGCAUAGUCCUAGAAAGAGAGACCUGAAAUUUGCAUUACUGCAGCCCGGGGAUUCCAUUAUCUUCUUUGGAAUCAUCCACUGCAAUGAGAAGACCACAAAUAUUCUUCUUGAUGGGAAGAUCAAAGCGGCGCCGAUGGAGCAAGCCCAUGUGAGCACCGCCGUCAAGGGCAGCUUCAGAUACCUCGAUCAUGAAUACUUCAGGAAACAACAACUCACUGAUAAAUCAGAUUUUUACACUUUUGGUGUAGUACUAUUUGCAAGGCCUGUCAUCAGUCCAAAGCUACCUAGAGAGCAGAUUAGUUUAGCCGGGUGGGCAAUGAAUUGCUACAGAAAAGGCACACUUGAAAAAAUAAUUGAUUCCAACAUUGCUGAGAACAUUUCCUCAGAAUCUUUGAAAAAAAAGGUAGAAGCUGCUGAGAAAUGUUUAGCUGAAUUUGGCAUGAAUAUGCGUUGCAGCUUCAAGAGGCUGCAACACAAAGUGAUCCAUCUCAUAAACUAG